Molecule: messenger RNA, 672 nt
Organism: Adineta ricciae
Lineage: Eukaryota; Metazoa; Rotifera; Eurotatoria; Adinetida; Adinetidae
Source: the annotation of a GenBank genome assembly
AUGAGUGGAAACAAAGGUGGCGUUUUGUCUCGAGUCUUUGGUGGUUCGGGUAAAGGUGGUGCUAAAGUUAAAACAGCUCAAACACCUCAAGAAGCAAUUCAACAGCUGCGUGAUGUCGAAGAUGUUCUCAAUAAAAAAGUUGAACAUUUAGAAGCAAAAAUCAAUGAAGAAACAGCAAUUGCUCGACGAGAUGCACGAACAAACAAACGUAAUGCUUUAAAUGCAUUAAAACGAAAGAAACGAUUAGAAAAAACUUUACAACAAAUUGAUGGAACAUUAACAACACUCGAAUAUCAACGUGAAGCUUUACAAAAUGCUUCAAUGAAUGGACAAGCAUUCAAUGCAUUGAAAGGUGCAACAAGUGCGUUGAAAAAUGUUCAUAAAGAACUGGAUGUUGAUAGUGUUCAAGAUAUAAUGGAUGAAUUAGCUGAACAACAUGAAUUAUCCACUGAAAUUGCCAAUGCCAUUUCAAGUCCAAUUGGAUUUGGUGCUGAAAUCGAUGAAUUUGAAUUGGAAAAUGAAUUAGCACAAUUGGAACAAGAAGCAUUAUCGAAAGAAAUGGCACAGAUUGAAUUACCAACAGUACCUGCUCAAACGGGAACUUAUGCGAAACCCGUUGCACCUACAGCAACUAAAGAUCCAUUUGCUGAAUUAGCACAAUGGGCAUCAUAA